AUGGCCACGGAUAUCGCGACGCGCGUGUCGACGGACGGGCCGGGCCUCCUGUCGCCCGUGGCGUCGCCCCACGCCGCUUCCUCGCGCGGCGCGGUCUACGACCGCGUCGUCGAGGCGUCGUUCGAACGCGGCGGCGGCGGCCCCGCGGCCGCGGUCGUCGAGCACGCCACGCCGUCGUCGUCGACGGACUUCUCGCCGGGCAAGAUCCUCGCGACGCACCUCGCGAGCCAGUACCCGGCGACCGUGCUGCUCCGCGCCGCGGGCCUCCGCGCCGAGGGCGCCGCGGUGACGCCGACGGCGCUCUUCGCGCGCGAGGCGUCGCCGGAGCGCGCGGACUCGCCCGCGAGCUCCGUCGACUCCCAGGGCACGGUGGGCUCCGAGACCGAGGACGACGAGGUCGCGGGCCUCCUCGCGCCGCCGCCGCGCGCGGAGCGGUCGCUCUCGGACCGCGACGCCGCGGAGCUCCUCGCGAGCCAGCUCGUCUUCCCCAAGAGCCUCGCGGCGGCCUGCGGCGCGCCGGACGCGCCGCCGCCCGCCGCCCUCGAGCGGCCGCGGCCGCGGCGGAGCGGCGCGCCGCCGGGCGCGACGGCGAAGCCGCUGCCGGCGGCGGCCGCGGACCGGCUCCGGGGCGCGGCCGCGGCGGCGUCCGACGGCGACCGGCCGCCCCUCGCGGCGCUCGGCAACGACGCCGCCGUCGCCAUCGUGUCGCCGACGGUCGCGCCCGCGAAGCCGCCCGCGCCGCCGCCGCCGCCGCCGCCGCUCGACGACGCCGCCGCGCCGCCCGCGCGGCGGACGCGGUCGGGCCCGCGGCGCGCGGCCGCGGCGGCGGCCGCCGCGGGCAAGAAGCGGGCGGCGCCGGCGAAGAUCUACCCCUUCAGCCUCAAGCUCUGCGAGAUGGUCACCGACGCCGCGAACCACGACGUCAUCCGCUGGAACUACGACACGCGCGAGCUCGAGGUCAUGGACGAGAACCGGCUCUCGGCCGACAUCCUCCCCCACUACUUCAAGAGCAACAACAUCAUCACCUUCCAGCGCCAGCUCAACUACUACGGCUUCUCCAAGAUCUUCCGCGGCACGCAGACGCUCCCGAUCUACCGCAACGACGACCGCGACGUCGCCACCGUCGAGGACCUCAAGUUCCUCCCGCGCCGCGCGGUCAAGCGCGCGUCGACGUCGCCCCGGGCCCGCGCGGCCCAGCCCCAGGACGCCUCGGACCGCGGCCUCCCCUACUGGCCCGCGGACUCGGACGACGCGGCCGACGAGCCCGCCGUCGAGACGCCGCGCGGCGCCGCGCCCGCGCCGCCCUCGCCGCUCUCGAGCCCGAGCUCGAGCGCCGCGUCCCUCGACAUCCUCCUCGAGGCCGCCAUCAUGGGCCUCUUCCAGUCCAAGGAGGGCGGCGCGCCGGAGCAUGCCGCACCGGCGACGGCCGAGGAGCUGCGCGCGCCGACGGCGGUGCGGCGCGCGCCCGUGGGCUGCUUCGGCGCCGCCCAGAACAAGGCCGCGGCGCCGAACAAGGCCGCGGCGCCCAAGGAGGCGCAAAGCAAGAAGCGGGCGCGGCCGCGGCGGCCCCUGGACUGCGACGACGACGAUGCCGUGGAGCGCUACCUCGGCCGCGUUCAGUUAUACGAGGAGGCCGCCGCGGACGCGGUCGUCGCCGGGCGGCGCGUCUGCAUGAGCGACGAAGAAGUCCUCGACGACAUUCUGUCGAGCGUCGCGGCGGUCGUCGAGAACUUGAAGCGCGGCGACUGCUGCAUGAAAGUGUCGAGCGCGGCGCUCUUCAUCCCCAGUUCUUACCUCCGCAAAUCGGCUUGCGCCGUCAUCCUCCUCUUUCCCGACUUCGAGACUCGAGGACAGCCCUACGCCGACGACGCGCGACUCUUGGCGUCCGUGGGCGACGAUGUCUGCGGGGAGGUCGACCUCAUCUCGCCGCUGCGAGGCGUCGGGGGCGGCACCAUGGAUAAGGCCGUUCCGUUCCUCGUCGACGCCGUCGUCGCGCGCGGACUGGCGAAACUGACGGACAUCAGCCGGCUGCGACGCCGCUGGGCGGCGUACCUCCGCGGCGUCCCCUGGGACAAAUGCGACCUCUCCGAGAUUCACCGACCGUCGCUCGCCUCGUGGUGUGGCUACCCCUGGGAGGCCUCGCACGUCGCCGAGCACUGCGGCUGCGGCCUGCUCUCGGGCCUCGACGAUGCCGAGGCCGCGGGGCUCGGCAUCGUUGUCGAGUGGGUCAAAGAUAUCGCAUCCGUCCCACCGGAGCUGCGCGGGCGCGUCGCACCCAUCUGGGACAAAACUGGUGAGGAGUUCGAGUUGCGCCACGCGAUCUCGGACGCGCUCUACGGCGCCAUCGUUUGGGCCAAAGCCGCCGCCAAGAAGGCCCGCACGGCGUAG
Aureococcus anophagefferens is the source of this 2388-nucleotide messenger RNA. RefSeq lists its product as hypothetical. NCBI's taxonomy places the organism in Eukaryota, Pelagophyceae, Pelagomonadales, Pelagomonadaceae. The transcript is spliced from 2 exons. Bases 1 to 2388 code for a protein of 795 amino acids. Gene Ontology annotation, molecular function: DNA-binding transcription factor activity; sequence-specific DNA binding. Gene Ontology annotation, biological process: regulation of DNA-templated transcription. The record is from RefSeq and is a predicted model, not a curated record.